UAUGACUCGGCGCUAGGACCGUGGCUCUGUCAGUGCGCAAAUCCCAGCAGAGAGGAGGCAGAGCUCCGGCAGCAGAAGAGGCUGCUGCCGCUCACGGAGACGCACGCACUGAGAGACGGAGAGGGUGGGGGAGAGGUUGUCUGUCAGAGCUGCGGUUCAACCCAUCACCGGCGGGGGAGGCUGCACCUUCUGCCCGCGGACGGACCUGAACCAGCCGGGCUCGCCCUCCAUAUGGGCUCACCAUGCGCAGGAUACGGGCCAACGCCAUCGCGAUUCUGACCGUUGCGUGGAUCCUGGGCACGUUCUAUUACCUGUGGCAGGACAACAAGCCGCAGUCGUCGUCGUCGUCGUCUCCGUCGUCGUCGGCGUCGCAGACCCGCGGCAGGGGCCACGGGCAGAAGGCGGUCCCCGGGCGGCUGGAGAUCCACCGCGACGACAGGACCAUCCCGCUGAUAGUGACGCAGCCCCCUCGGGCCGAGCAGCAGGGUCAGCUGCUGGGCAGCUUCGACGAGAGGGCCUACCUGGCAGCGAAGCAGCUCAAACCCGGCGAUGACCCCUACAGGGAGCACGCCUUCAACCUGCAGGAGAGCGACCGACUGGGCCCCGACCGAGCCAUCCGGGACACCCGACACUACAGGUGUGCAGCUCUGAAUUUUGAUCCAGACCUUCCCUCCACCAGCAUCAUCAUCACUUUCCACAAUGAGGCUCGCUCCACUCUACUCCGCACCAUCAAAAGCGUCCUGAUGCGAACUCCUCCGUCUCUGAUUCAAGAAAUCAUCCUGAUAGACGACUACAGCUCCGACCCUGACGACUGCCAGCUGCUCGCUCAGAUCCCCAAAGUGAGAUGCCUGAGGAACGCAAGGCGAGAGGGUCUGAUCCGGUCCCGUGUGCGAGGAGCCAACAUGGCGUCCGCCGCCAUCUUGACCUUCUUGGACAGUCACUGCGAAGUCAACACCGACUGGCUGCAGCCGAUGAUCCAGCGAGUCAAGGAGGAUCACACGCGAGUGGUCAGCCCCAUCAUUGACGUCAUCAGCCUGGACAACUUUGCCUACUUGGCUGCGUCAGCUGAUUUGAGAGGAGGAUUUGACUGGAGCCUUCACUUCAAAUGGGAGCAGAUUCCCAUCGAGCAGAAAAUGGCGAGAAGCGACCCCACGCAGGCGAUUAGGACUCCCGUCAUCGCUGGUGGGAUCUUCGUCAUGGACAAGAGCUGGUUCAACCACCUGGGCCAGUACGACAUCCACAUGGACAUCUGGGGAGGGGAGAACUUCGAGCUUUCUUUCCGGGUGUGGAUGUGCGGAGGAAGUCUGGAGAUUCUCCCCUGCAGCCGCGUGGGUCACGUGUUCAGAAAGCGUCACCCGUACGACUUCCCAGAGGGCAACGCUCUAACCUACAUCAAGAACACCCGGCGGGCUGCUGAAGUCUGGAUGGAUGAGUAUAAGCAGUACUACUAUUCUGCGAGGCCGUCGGCUCAGGGCAAAGCCUUUGGCAGCAUCACCGACCGCCUGACGCUGCGGCGGAAGUUGAACUGCAAACCUUUCCGCUGGUACAUGGAGAACGUCUAUCCUGAGCUGAGGGUCCCGGAGCAGGAAGCGGUGUCCAGCGUGCUGAGGCAGGGCGGUUUGUGCCUGGAGACCCGCGGGAGCGACGGCCUCGGCCUGGCAGAGUGCAGGGGCAUCGGGGGCAACAGGCCGCAGUCACAGAAAUGGGAGCUGAUCGAGCCGCUGAUCCGACAGCAGGACCUCUGCCUGGCUAUUUCUGCCUUCACGGCAGGGUCGAAGGUCAAGAUGGAGCCCUGCAGCGCAAAAGAGCCCAGACAGAAGUGGAAGCCUAAAGGCACGGCUCUGCAGCACAUGGUGAGCGGACUCUGCCUGGACAGCCAGACCCCGGCAGGACCCCCGGUCAUCUCGCAGUGUCGCCCCCAGAUUGCCAGCCAGUCCUGGGAGCCGCAAGUCAUCACCUGAGCCACCGCUGGAUGGGGGGGGGGGGACACUGGAUCCUGGUUGCACUCUGUCUGCCGCCUCGCUGAGGGAUGGAAGGAGUCAGAACUGUACAUUUGUGAUGUCGGCUUCAAGCUCCUGCUCAUUUUCGGGGACGAGAGCGUCGCUGGAAACGUUUCGAGGCCUCCGUCGAGCGUCUGAGGGCGUCUGUGUACAGUGCUCCAUCCUUCAAAGGAUGCUGCAGUUCUUAAUCUAAGCUUUUCACUGAAAAAACAAAACAAAACAAAAAACCAACUGUUGCACAUUUCACUUUUCCUUUUCUGUUAUCUGUCCUGGUCCACAGUUGGCGUGAAAUUGCAACGGUGCAAUGGUGAGGAUUUUCUUUAAAAAAAAAAAAAGAAAAAGAAAGAGUCCACGCUGUUCUGUAGCAAAUGUGUUGAUCUGCACCUGAGUCGGCGUCUCUGCUCGUCCACCGAUGACCGCGUGGACCAGGGCAGCGUUCUGUAUAGCCAACUAAAGUCUCAGCUUCUUUUACUGUCUUUUUUUUUUUUUUUUUUUUUUAAUUAAUGCUAAUGGAUAGCAGUCAUGAAAAGAAGCACCAUGCAAAGCACCGUCAGGAAGAUUAUUUAUUGUUUUGCAUGGUCAGACCCAAAGAAUGUUUUCCUUUCUGUCUCUAUAAAAGUUUUAUGUAAAUAUCUGAAGCAGAUAAUGGCUUGUUUUAUUUGUGUAAAGUACUCUAUAUGUCGUUUGAAAAAUUAAAACGUGGUAACAAAGACAUUAAUGUACAUAAAAUAAAUGGUUUGGUCUCGGACGUCAUUUUGAUCACAGCAUAGAUGCAAAGAGGAGCGAAGACUGUGUCUUUUUGUUCUGCAAAUCUGGAUAUAAACUCACAAGUAAAUGUUCAGUGGUUUGCUUUAAAUGCCGGUUAUGUAGGAUUCAAUUUAACUUCAUUCAUACAACAACAAUAACGAUCUUGCUUGUAUCUAAAAGCUUUAGAGAAACUCAGAAAAUCCCCCAUUUUAUUUAUUGAAGUGAUUAUAAGACCUUUAAAACAAAAUAAAAAGUUCUUUGUAUUUGGAACAUUUCAAACCUU
Messenger RNA from Mugil cephalus (flathead mullet), 3030 nucleotides. RefSeq names its product UDP-N-acetyl-alpha-D-galactosamine:polypeptide N-acetylgalactosaminyltransferase 16 (gene galnt16). NCBI's taxonomy places the organism in Eukaryota, Metazoa, Chordata, Actinopteri, Mugiliformes, Mugilidae. The transcript is spliced from 15 exons. Gene Ontology annotation, cellular component: Golgi apparatus. The coding region runs from base 243 to 1961 and encodes 572 amino acids. The record is from RefSeq and is a predicted model, not a curated record.